Messenger RNA from Ostrea edulis (European flat oyster), 3011 nucleotides. RefSeq lists its product as uncharacterized. The transcript is spliced from 3 exons. Gene Ontology annotation, molecular function: hydrolase activity, hydrolyzing O-glycosyl compounds. The record is from RefSeq and is a predicted model, not a curated record. NCBI's taxonomy places the organism in Eukaryota, Metazoa, Mollusca, Bivalvia, Ostreida, Ostreidae. Bases 369 to 2687 code for a protein of 772 amino acids.
CCUUCACCUAGAUCCGGGUUCAUACAUCAUUUUAUGACAAAUCCCUAAAAAUCUUAUUUUGACAAACAAAUUCGAAACCGCUAUACAUAUCAGAUCAGUGGGGAACCUAUAAAUAGAUAAAGUUCCUUUGCCAGUUUCUAUAUCUCAGAAGUCCGUAUAGUGACGUUGCUGUAUCAUGUCCAGAUAAGACGAAUUACAGGAUAAUUCGCACUCGUUCUGGACAAUCACAAACUUAGGAACAGUGUUGGACCAAUAGGUCCGAACCUACUCUAAAAACGUUUUUAGAACCAAUACCUACCGAUCUUAAUACGACGUGAAAAGGUGUACAAAAAGAACGACCAGAUAAAUGCUAAAGUUUAGAUACAGGCAUGAUUCAACGAUUCAGAAACCUAUUCUGCCUUUGCCUUAUACUGGUAACGGUCAAAAAGUCCAUUCAAUGGGACCCGGAUGCUGGGAUCGUGAAGUCAUGGACUAAAUACCCAAGAGUAACCGUGAAUGUUUCGUCAUCCUCCGGUAACUCUGACCCAAAGUCAGCCAUCGACGACAACGACAACACCCAGUGGUCGUCAGGAAGCUGUCUACCAAGCGGAUUCGUCAGCGACCCAGAAGUAAACAUUUUUCAUGGUCUUUGCGAGGACAACACAUACUGUAUAGUGUCCAAUAGCCCGGAUGUUCAUAAAGCAACUGACGGAAAUCCAUCUUACACAGUGGCUACCAUCAAACCUUCAAUAAGUUUGUCAGAUGCAAAAUUGGUAAUAAGUCUACGACAACCUCAGGUGGUAACAUUUUUGACCGUGUGGGGAAUCUACAGCCAUGGAACAACAGAAAUGUCCGUGGUUGAUGAUAACAACAUUCGCCAUACCAUCAAGAAUUUAUCGUCCACUGAUAACUACAAACAAAUUUCUUUCAAGAACAUUACUCAUCAAAUUGCUCGAGUGGAAUUUGUUUCCAGCCAGAUGUUUCAAAUUCGAGAAGUUGCAGGGCUAGGGACAAAAGGCUGUGUUGCCAAAUUCACCCUCGACCUUGGAGAGACCCGUAUGAUCCAGACAAUUCGAUCCCGCCACUGGGCGGGACCGGGGACUGCAUCAGCCCUAAAACUGAAGAUUUCUGAAUUCGGGAAUUCCUGGACAUCAGUGAAUUUAGAUCCAGACGCAGUCAACGCCGUAGUUACUCGACUGCCAUCUGUAACUCGAGGGCGAUACAUAGUUUUCGAAUAUACCAUUUACCAGAAGAACUACCUUAAGGUGUAUCUGUGGGAGGUAGACGCUUGGAAUCAAAAUUCGAUUUGGGGAAUUAAACUUCCAUCUAAACCUCAACAAAACAACCUCAGAUCGUUACUAGGUGUCAACGGAAUCUGGGGAUGGGGAAAUAAUAAGUAUAGUUCUUUGUUGCAACCAGGAGAGGGCCCAACUCUUUACAACGAGGUGGCAUCUCAUGCCAGGAACUACCACAACAUGGACUGGGACGUACUGGACCCUGACAACGAUCCAGAAUAUUCCAAAAUGGCAUCUAAUGGCGGAACUAAUGCAAAGUCCUGGUUGAACUGGGAUUGGGAGUACACAGCUUGGAAAAAUGCCAAUCUGAAGAUCGACGUCUCGGUCCAGUUCUCCAACUUUCGACAAUCUCGGUGGGAUAAUUUGCAUGACUCUGCAUUCAAUUAUGGGAAACAGUUUGCGCUGCACUUUGGCCCUGUUGUUGGAAACGGUUUAAUUGACGCAGUUGAAAUAGGAAAUGAACCGUGGUCAUACGAUGCUGCGUUCUACAAGACCCUGCUCCAGCGCAUGUCAGCGGGCAUAAGAGGCAUAGAUAACCAAAUUAAAGUGCUUCCUGGAGCAUUUCAGGCUCACGAAAAACGAGCGACAAAGAAUUACAUAGGAACUCGAAUCGAUGCUCAGAUAGCUCGCAACGUGAGUGUCAUCAACUUCCACACCUACAGUUACGUCAGUAGUAUGACCGGGGCUAGAGUCGGGGUACACCCUGAACACCCUGAGUCUUCGUUUAACAGCCUGAGGAACAUGGUCAGAUGGCGUGACACAAACCUCCCCCUUCACCCGUUGUGGGUAACCGAGUGGGGAUGGGAUGCACCGACGACAGGCGAGAACUGUACAUUCUCUGAGUGCGUUACUGAGGCUGAACAAGCCAUCUACGGAAUCAGAGGACUGUUAAUUCUGUCAAGAUCUAUGGUAGACAGAGUCACUUGGUUUUUCUAUGCCAAUACUAAAUGCGAUCAUCUCUAUUGCCGAAGCGGUCUGACCAGUUCUUCUGCUUCCGGCUUCACGAAGAGACCGGUUUUCCACGCUUUCAAGGCUUUACUAAGCUUCCUGGGUGAUUCCUAUUUUCAGUUUACGCUAAGCGAGAAUGAGGGGAUUUAUGUCUACUUCUUUGGAAAGAAAGUUCAGCAUCUGGAUAGACUUCAUGAAGAAGAAAAAAUCCGGGGAGCGAAAUACAUGGUGCUCUGGAGGCCAAAACCACUUCAAGGAGGUGGCACCUUCCCUCUCUUUUACGUAUUUCCGCAAGGUACAAAUCCUCUACAGGCAGUGCGAUUUACCGGAACUGACACUCCCUACGUCACAGAACCUCUUCAGUAUCAACCUGGUAUUGAAGGCACCCUCACUUUGAACGUCACGUCAUAUCCGGUUCUUAUUGAACUAGCACACACUCCGGUGGCACCAGUUCUUGGGUUCUAGUCAGAAUUGUUUUCAUAUAGAAAGCAUUAUUUAAGGGUUAUAUAGGAAUUGGAUUUUAAGAUAUUCAAAUAAGUGAAAGUUGUGCGUAUUACAAUUUGUGAAAUUGUAACAGUUAAAAAAGUUAAACAUGUACAUACAAAUUGAUUUCAACCAAAACAUUAAAAGACGUGUAUAAAAUUGAAUUCAUAAGUGUUUGAUGUCUUAGAUAGACAUUGUAAUGAUAAUAGAAGCGGUACUGUGUACCGGGUAUGUUUUAAGAUUUGUUAACAUAUUACCACAUGUAGUCUACAAUGUGAUGUCAGUAAUAAACCAGUGCUGCUUCAA